GCGCGGCGGAACGAUGGCGGCCGCGCUGGCGGCGGCCGUGGCGGCGGCGCUGGGUGCGCUGUUACUGGCGCCGGGCGGCACGCAGUCGCGCGGAGGGGCCGCCGCUGCGGGGCCGCCGCCGCCGCUCAAGAUGGACCAGGCCCUCCUGCUGGUCCGCAACGAGCUGCCCGCGCAGGGCCUUCGCUUGGCCGCCCGCUCCGUUGCCUGCCACCGGUGCUCCUACCAGCUGCUGGCCGUCGUCCCGCCGAGCGACGGGGGCCCGGGCGCGGCGGCGGUGGUGGACACCCAGCAUCCGCUCAGCCUGCUGCUCAGCGGCUCCCGGGCCGGCAGCGAGCUCUGCAAGAUUCAGUAUCAUUUUGGAGAGUUCGGCAAUUACUCCCUAGUGGUAAAGACCCUAAGCACAAGUGCUGAAACCAUUUCUUGUGACAUAGUCAUCAAUGAAGGCCCCAUCAACAGCUACCUCCCUAUCCUCUUUGCUUUCCUGGUUUAUUCGGGGAUCCUUGCUAUCCUGAUCAUCUGUCGCCUUGUUAUGAAAAUUGGUCCAGUCAGAAACUGGGUUUACAAGAAACUGAACCCUAGGGAAACUGAUCGUCUGAUUAAUUCUGAGCUGGGGUCCCCAAGCACCACAGACUCCCCUAGCAGUGAUCCUUCCCCACGUCUGUGGCGCGCAACCUCUCAGCAACGACUGCGUUCCCUGGACACGUUCCGAGGCCUCUCUCUUAUAAUUAUGGUGUUUGUUAACUAUGGAGGAGGAAAAUACUGGUUCUUCAAACAUGAGAGUUGGAACGGAUUAACAGUGGCAGACCUGGUUUUUCCAUGGUUUGUGUUCAUCAUGGGCACAUCAAUAUCACUGUCGCUGAGCUCCAUGCUGAGGUGGGGAAGUUCUAAGCAGAAGGUGCUAUGGAAAAUCCUCUGGAGGAGCUUUCUGCUAAUCCUGCUGGGAGUCAUAGUUGUGAAUCCCAAUUACUGCCUUGGAGCAUUGUCCUGGGAAAAUCUGCGCAUCCCUGGAGUACUCCAGAGACUGGGACUGACGUACCUAGUGGUUGCUGCUCUUGAACUCCUGUUUACAAGAACUGGUGCUGACAGUGGGACUUUGGAGAUGUCAUGUCCUGCUCUGCAGGAUAUUCUCCCCUUCUGGCCACAGUGGAUCUUCAUUCUGAUGUUAGAAGUGAUUUGGCUGUGCCUGACAUUUUUGUUACCAGUGCCAGGUUGUCCCAGGGGCUAUCUUGGUCCUGGGGGCAUUGGAGAUUUUGGAAACUAUCUUAACUGCACUGGAGGAGCAGCUGGUUACAUUGAUCGUUUGGUUCUUGGAGAAAAGCAUAUAUAUCAGCAUCCCUCUUGCAAUGUGCUUUACCAAACAACAGUGCCAUAUGAUCCUGAAGGGAUCCUGGGGACAAUAAAUACCAUCUUAAUGGCAUUUCUGGGACUGCAGGCAGGAAAAAUAAUCUUGUCGUACAAAGACCAGCACAAACAGAUCAUGAGCCGGUUCUUUAUCUGGAGCGUAGUAAUGGGAAUUAUUUCUGCUAUCUUGACAAAAUGUUCUAAAGAAGAAGGGUUUAUUCCUAUAAACAAGAACUUAUGGUCAACGUCAUAUGUGACAACCAUGAGCUGCUUUGCCUUCAUCCUCUUAUUGCUGAUGUAUUACCUUGUGGAUGUCAAGAGACUGUGGUCAGGUACUCCAUUUUUCUACCCAGGAAUGAACUCAAUUCUGGUCUACAUCGGACAUGAAGUGUUUGAAAACUAUUUCCCUUUCAAGUGGAAGAUGCAAGACAGUCAAUCCCAUGCAGAGCACCUGACUCAAAACCUCACUGCAACAACUCUUUGGGUCAUAAUAUCAUAUUUACUUUACAGGAAAAAGAUAUUCUGGAAAAUCUGAUGGAGGUGGUCAGGUAGGCCUACAUGCUCUUGAGGCAAGGGCAUAAGAUGAAUUAGCCUGAGAUGCUGUCACUUCUGCUGGGUUGUAUUAAUAAAAAGGGAUCCUAGUUCAAGUUUACAUUUCCAUGGACAUUGUGAUCAAGACUUUAUGUGACUUAAGGACCAUAUUUUUGUAUUUAGCUAAAACUUAUUAAUCUGCUGCAGUUACUCUAUUUCUACUUACUGCACUUUUAAAAUAUUUUACUGAUCUCCUGCUUUUGUGCAGAGAAACUGACUAUAUUGCACCACUUGGGUAUUUAAAGACAGUCUGAUGGGUGCUCAUGAAAGGAACUGUAAGGGAGCUUGGUGGUGAUUGCAAGGGAUUAUCAGAAGAGACUCUGGUCGUUGUCACUGCAUGUGACAAGGCACCUAAAUCAGAAGCUGGGGCUUGUAAAAGCUCUCGGCACUUGCAGUAUCCCACCACUAGCUAUGGGCACACGUUUGGUCCAGCCAGUGUCAUGUCCCCCUUGUGGAGGGAGGGAGGAGUGACUGGAUUUGCAGAUGCCCCCAGUUAGAUUUAGGUGAAAUGACACCCAAGUUCUGUACAUAAGAGAAAAAAGAAUCAACUUUAAUAGGAGAAUUCUACAAAACAGUUAUCGCCUGUGUUGGCUCCCUCACAAUUAUACCUACUUAAGCCGUGCAGUUUUUGAGGAAGUUCAAGUAAGCCUUAUGAUACUUCAAGAGAAAAAGGAAAAAGGAAGAAAUAAAAGAGAGAGAUCACCAGUCCUGGAUUCAAGGCCAUGUCUGCUGACAGGGGUAAUCCACAUGUUGAAAAAGGGAAGCAGCAGCACUGAGAAGGGCUGGGCCAACCCCCCUCCCCAACCUCUAUUUGCGAUUGUCAUUGGCUUCAGUUCCAGGACCAGCUGAGACAUCAGCUUCCAGGCAUUACUGGGCCUGUCCCUUAAACCAUUUUUUUUUAACUGGGUAGCACUGGCUGUGUCCUCAGCUCUGCACUUGGGUGAGUAGUACAGUAACUACUAAGGAAAGCUCAGGGCUUCCUGUGUGCUGCAGGGGCCAGUGCCUCAGCUCAGCUGUUUGCCUUUUGCUGUUAUCUGGGCUGGGAUCAACCCCAGCAUCCUGCAGAAACCUGCUGCCAAAGACCUCUUCUAAUGGGUUAGAAAUUGGCAUGCUGCUGCUACAGGCUUAGCAGUUCACCUAGGUAUGUUCUGGGCCUUUGUGUUACGUACCUCUAGCAUAGAUGAAGUCUGAAUUUCACAUGCUACACUCAAAGUGGAGAAGGGCCAAGCACUUUGAUACUGAAGUUCAAUCAGAGCAAUCCUCUUUAUAAAUGGACUUGCAUGAGGGCUCCAAAUAUAAAAACCAGCAAAACCAGGUGGAAUUCAGCCAAAAACAAAACAGACCAGUUAAACUCAGUGUCAGAUAUUUGUCAACUCACUUCUGUUGUGAUUUCCAAACUAAUGCUAAUAAAAAGCCUGAAGUACCUUC
Messenger RNA from Gallus gallus (chicken), 3360 nucleotides. It is a transcript of the gene HGSNAT, whose product is annotated as heparan-alpha-glucosaminide N-acetyltransferase. The transcript has 17 exons. The record is from RefSeq and is a predicted model, not a curated record. Bases 14 to 1876 code for a protein of 620 amino acids. Lineage: Eukaryota; Metazoa; Chordata; Aves; Galliformes; Phasianidae. Gene Ontology annotation, biological process: lysosomal transport. Gene Ontology annotation, cellular component: lysosomal membrane.